AAGGAUGAAGUAGUCUGUGAUUCUGGGUUUUUCAGACAUUCAAUUUUUUUUUUAAAUCCCCGAUGGCUUUCUUGAUUUAAUAGUGUUGGCGAAUUUAAUGACAUCUUUGGUUCAAACAAAUGAUAUCCUGUACCCGGCGGCGAGAAGCGGCUUUGCUCGGCGCCCGGCGCGGGGAGACUCCCCUUCCCGGGGAACAGACCCCGCCCGGAUCCCCACAAGUGCACCGAGGGGGAAGGGUUUGUUGCCGCCGCCCCCUACCUAAAAUGCAAAAGCCUCCUCUUACUUUUGAAGAAUUCUUACAGUCCCAAAAUUUGGAUGAUUGGCCAAGGGUUCCCUUUUUGGAUGAUGAUUGUUCUUUGGUGGACAAAUUACAAAAAGAUUAUUCAUUCAGUGCUAUUUCAAAGUGUCUGUAUGAAAACGUGCCACUGAGCAUUAAACCCAUCUCAGACUUGGAGAAGCGAAUAAAUGAAUGCACCAUGGAACUGAAGGAACAUGCUGAAAAAAUACUUUCUUUGGAACGCAGACAAGUGGAGAUGGAUAGUCAUCUAAUUUCACUAGAGCAAACUAUUACUACUCAGUGCAUUGACCCUGAAAGAAUGUCAACUCAAUCAGACAAGCUUAGAAAAUCUAAGGUUGCUAAAUACAUUCCUGAGGAAUCAAGUAAUAAAAAUGUAGAGAACUGUCACUACCCGGGUUUCAAGGUAAAACAGCUUUCAGAACUGCCGAGACACUUAGACGCUGCAGAUCUGUGGGACUUGGUUAUAAAAGCUCAAAAUUUCAAAAAAGCUGUCUUUAAAGUUUGGAGAAAGUUGUUUCUCUCAGAAGCAUCUAUUGCUGUUUUCCAGGAUUCUUUUUGGUGGUGGUUUCUUCAGCAAUUUAAGACUAAUCAGGAAGAUCAAGACCACUUAUUUGACAGAAUUGCAGACAGUUUUGUGGGACUUUUCCUGUGCGUUCCCAGGAAUACAAAAGAUGCAUUUUUUCAGGUCUAAAACCACAGAAAUUUGUUUGGAAACAAUGGAAUCUAGAUUGCCUG
This is a messenger RNA of Alligator sinensis (Chinese alligator), 1033 nucleotides long. Its product is annotated as protein FAM227B-like. The record is from RefSeq and is a predicted model, not a curated record. Lineage: Eukaryota; Metazoa; Chordata; Crocodylia; Alligatoridae. The transcript has 10 exons. The coding region runs from base 120 to 989 and encodes 289 amino acids.